UGGGUGCCGGUAUUGGAUGAUGAACUCUUACGUGAACAACAGGCUGCAUAUAGGGUACAAGGCGUAGAUGAAGAUCAACCAGCCGGACCAAUACUUAAACAAAAGCAGAAGAAACGACAGAGAAGUCCGAAUGGGGAAGGAACAAACAAACAGCAGAAGAGAAGGGUCAACACAUCCGUUUAUGUUUCCGGGCUACCUCUUGACUGUACAAAGGAUGAAGUUGCAAAGGUGUUCUCUCGUUAUGGCGUGCUGAAUGAAGAUGACGAUGGUGAGCCAAGAGUGAAAAUGUAUGCUGAUACAAAGACAGGGAUGUUUAAAGGAGAAGCAUUGGUGACUUACUUCAAACAAGAAAGUGUUGAGCUGGCUAUCAAUGUUUUGGAUGAAAGCUGUUUACGCGCAGCAGAAGGCAGGACCACACCCAUCAUGCGUGUAAUGCAGGCUGAGUUUGGCAACGAGAAACAAAAAGGAGGAGAUGAAGUAGAUAAUGCAAAGCAUGAAGCUGCCAUCGGUCAAGCUAAUGAAGGUCUAGCGUCAAAUUCUACCAAUACUCAACGAACCAUGUCUCACGCUGAUAAGAAGCGAGCUCAGAAACGAUAUGCGAAAAUGAACAAUAAAUUACUCGAUUGGGAUUCCGAUUCAGAGCAUGAAAGGGAAGAACAGGCAAACGCACAAUCGCAUACAGCCAUAACAGCACAGCCAGAGAAUGUCAGGCAAGUAUGUCUACGCAGGAUGUUCACAAUUGCCGAACUGGAAGAAGAUCCAACAUUAUUAUUGGAUUUGAAAGAAGAUGUACGAGAAGAAUGCGAAUCUUUAGGAAAGGUGACAAAUGUGAUCUUGUGGGAUAAAGAACCUGAAGGUAUAAUGACGAUCAAAUUCGCACAAAAUGCUUCAGCGGUAGAGUGUGUACAAAAGAUGGAUGGAAGAUUCUUUGGCGGUAGAAAAGUUAUCGCACAUCUCUUGCCUGGCAAACCUAAAUUCAGGCGUUCAGAUCGAGAUGUUGAAGAUAUAGAGGAUGAAGAUGAGCCGGCUGAGGGAGAGCAGGUAGGAGAUGGUCAAGUGAACGAACAACAAAGGAGAAAAGAUGCCUUUGGUGAAUGGCUCGAA
Molecule: messenger RNA, 1104 nt
Organism: Meira miltonrushii
Lineage: Eukaryota; Fungi; Basidiomycota; Exobasidiomycetes; Exobasidiales; Brachybasidiaceae
Exons: 1
Biological process (GO): mRNA splicing, via spliceosome
Cellular component (GO): U2-type spliceosomal complex; U2 snRNP
Molecular function (GO): RNA binding
Source: RefSeq, a predicted model, not a curated record